CGUCGGGGCGUUGCUGGGGCGGCCUAAGAUGGCGGCGCGCUGGAGCAGCGAGAAUGUGGUGGUGGAGUUCCGCGACGCCCAGGCGACUGCUAUGUCAGUGGACUGCCUGGGACAGCAUGCAGUGCUCUCAGGCCGCCGUUUCCUCUACAUAGUCAACCUGGAUGCACCAACCGAGGGCCAUCGGAAGAUCUCCCGGCAGAGCAAGUGGGACAUCGGGGCAGUGCAGUGGAACCCACACGACAGCUACGCGUACUAUUUUGCAGCUUCGAGCAACCAGCGAGUUGACCUGUAUAAGUGGAAGGAAGGUAAUGGGGAAGUUUGCACAUCCUUGCAAGGACACACACGUGUGAUCAGUGACUUGGACUGGUCAGUGUUUGAACCAGACCUGCUGGUCACCAGUUCUGUUGACACAUACAUCUACAUCUGGGACAUCAAAGACACCAGGAAGCCUACAGUCUCGCUCUCUGCAGUAGCUGGAGCUUCCCAGGUCAAAUGGAACAAGAAGAAUGCCAACUGUUUAGCAACAAGCCACGAUGGGGAUGUCCGAAUAUGGGACAAAAGGAAACCCAGCACUGCAGUCGAAUACUUAGCAGCUCAUCUCUCUAAAAUCCAUGGUCUGGAUUGGCAUCCUGACAAUGAGUACACGCUGGCCACUUCCAGCCAGGACAACUCUGUCAGGUUCUGGGAUUACCGUCAGCCUCGGAAGUACCUCAAUAUCCUUCCCUGCCAGGUUCCUGUCUGGAAGGCGAGAUACACGCCUUUCAGCAAUGGGCUGGUGACAGUGAUGGUUCCGCAGCUCCGACGAGAGAACAGCCUACUUCUCUGGAAUGUCUUUGACUUGAACACACCUGUUCAUACCUUUGUGGGACAUGAUGACGUGGUGCUGGAGUUUCAGUGGAGGAAACAGAAAGAAGGUUCUAAAGACUACCAGCUGGUUACGUGGUCCCGUGAUCAGACUCUGCGGAUGUGGCGGGUUGACUCUCAGCUGCAGAGGCUGUGUGCUAAUGAUAUCCUGGAUGGAGUUGAUGACCUCAUCGAUGGGAUUUCUCUUCUGCCUGAGCCAGACAAGACCCUUCAACCACAGGACUCUGAGCCCCAACACAGCUCUGGACAUGGGGAUGAGGAAGCCUUAAAAGAAGACUUCCUGAACGACCUCCUGGUGGGAAAGAAAACAGACCAACUGGGGCUGCCUCAAACACUGCAGCAGGAGUUCUCACUGAUCAACGUGCAGAUCCGAAAUGUCAACGUGGAGAUGGAUGCGGUGAAUCGCAGCUGCACAGUGUCAGUGCACUGUGGCAACCACCGAGUCAGGAUGCUGGUGAUGUUCCCUGUCCAGUAUCCCAAUAAUGCUGCACCAUCCUUCCAGUUCAUCAACCCGACCUCCAUCACUGCCUCCAUGAAGGCCAAGCUGCUGAAGAUUCUGAAAGACACUUCCCUGCAGAAAGUGAAGAGGAACCAGAGCUGCCUGGAGCCCUGCCUGCGUCAGCUCGUCUCCUGGCUGGAGUCUGUCGUGAACCAAGAGGACAGCACGUCCAGCAACCCCUAUGCUCUGUCCAACUCCGUGACGACCCCCCUGCCCACCUUUGCCCGGGUCUCCAAUGCCUAUGGCUCCUACCAGGACUCAAACAUCCCAUUUCCACGGACCUCUGGAGCCCGGUUCUGUGGUGCAGGGUACCUGGUGUAUUUCACGAGGCCCAUGACCAUGCACCGUGCAGUGUCCCCAACGGAGCCCACACCCCGGUCCCUGUCAGCUUUGUCAGCAUACCACAGUGGCCUCAUUACUCCGAUGAAGAUCCGUACAGAGACUCCAGGCAAUCUGCGUUUGUACAGCGGCAGUCCCACGCGCAGUGAGAAGGAGCAGGUCUCCAUUAGCUCCUUCUACUACAAAGAGAGGAUGUCUCCUCGCUCUGCCCGGCGGCGUUGGUCCAUACAAGCAAUUAACGACUUCCCGGUACUGUGCGCUGUGCUGAUACUGUCCUUGAUACAACCCUGUCUUCUGCCCAAGGGCCCAAGAAUAAAAUGCCACCUGCCUGCCUUUGAGUAACCUGCACAGAGGUGGGGGACCCGCGCUCCACACAGGGCCUAGGGCUUCAGGAGCACUAAGUGCGUGUGUAAGUGGGCAGGAGCAGACACGAUCUCAAAGGGUACAAACGCUGCCUUAUAUAUGACAUGCCUGUGUCACCUGGCCUUGCAGUCAGGAAAGGAUGCCAAGGGGAAUUUGAAGUUUAAGAAAGGAUCAACCUCUCAGAAGCGUGCGCUAAGAAGAGCGUGCCGCAGAGAAGUUGAGUGAUGAUUAUUAUGCGUCAUCAGGUAACUGAUGAGGCUGACAUGAGAACACCUCAUCUCUGCAAAAGACAAAACCCUUCUGGAGAGGGAGGAGUUCUGGAAAAUAAUAUUAAAGAGCAGCAAGCUGCUGGCAUGGCAUUGCUUAAGAGCUGUGGAAGAAGCAAACCGGUUGAGCUGCUGAUAAUGAUCUGUCAUCCCAUUAAAACGAGCGUGUGUGUUGCACCAGAAAUGCCUUAUUUCCUGGAGCAGUAAGUAGGAUUUCUCCUCGAUUCAUGGUCUUCUCCAGCGCUUAGAAUUGCACCGCUCUGCAUUCAGUCGAGGCGCAACACUGGCUGGUGCUCCCUCCUGCUGGCACCUGCCCUUCCAAGACUGUUUUGACAAGUCAUUUUGCUUUAGUGCACUUGUCUUUAAGGCUUGAAGACAUCAUUCAUGUGAGCGUCUUGAUAAUAUCAGUGUUGCUCAAGCUGCAAUGUGGAUUUGGGCAAUUACUGUUUCAUCAGUCCUCUGCCAAGCACAGGCGAAGCCUAGAAGACUCCAAUUUAAAGAUGAUUUCUUUAGGUCUGCGUGAACAACUGUUUUUCACAGCUGUUUGCCUUCAUGCUAUCUCUUCAAGACAGCAGGGGAUAAAAUGGAAUCCCGUAACACCUAAUUUAACUUGGUAUAAUAGGUCGAGCCUUCCUAAUUACAACAACACUGAGUCUAUACUGUCAAAUAAUAGGUGAGAGAAACCAGAAGAAAUUUACUUGACUCGGAGGCUUUUUGUGAAGAGCUAACGAAAUGUGAGUGGUGGAGGCAAGAAAUGAGGCUCUUCAUUGGAGCAGGAAUUGACUAAAGGAGAGAAAACCAGGCAAGAGCUUGCCAGAGUUUGGUGCAAUAAAUCGUGGUCCACCCAGGACCUCAGUUGAAUUUGCUUUCCACUGGCUUGGAAGGAAGAGCAAGUGCUGAUGUGAUGAAGUUAACUUUUUGUGCAACAUGCUUAUUUUUAGGGUAUGUGGGAUAGUUCAAGCCUGGGCAUACUGAUUGCAUUAGUGGAUAACUGCUGGAAAAGCCUCAUCACGCUCUCCUGAGUGGGCAGCGGUGCCCAAGAUGAAGAUACUUGGAAGAAAAAGAAACACUUCUGCUGGGGGACGUUGAUUUUUGGCCUCUCUGGUGCUGCAGGAGAUGCUGUGAGCCAUCAGUGUGGAUUCUUUGGAAUUCCAGGAUUGGUGGAUUGUGGAUUCUUGGAAGUCCAGGCAGUGCUGCAUGACCUGCACCAGGAUUUAAUCUGCAGGCACUUGUUCAGAGUAAAGGAACCUACAGGGGAGCAGCAAUUUUAAAACUUAAUUUAAAAAAUAAGUUCUUAGAAGCAGCUUGAACCUGGCUUUGAACUUGUUUAACUCUUUAUUUUGUAAAUACCUUAAUGCAGCUUAAUCUCUGGUGUUGAGCCUCUUCUCUUUCGUCCACAGCCUUUCCCUUUGCCCUGCUAACACACCAGCUUACCCUACAAACUGAGGUUUUGCAUACGCUGAUGUGAACCAGGCACUCUGCAUUUCACAAAGUCAACUUCCAGCGCUGCCUGCCUCAGCAGGACCCGCAGGCACACACACCCCACAGCCCAGCAUCCUUUCCAAGUGGGCAUGCAGCACUUUGUACCUACUUCUGCUGAGUAUGCAGUGAUGGUGGUUGCUACGAAGCAGUUGGUGGCUUAUUCUUGGGCUGUCUGUUUCUACAUGUAACCCAUUUACUGCCAUCGUUAUCACCUCAGACUGCAGCAAAUUACAGCCUUGGGUAUGGUAGUGCAGUGCAGGCUGGCUUUUUUAGUCAUCGUUCAGUGCUGUUCCCCGCUGUCACCUCCAACCCCUUGAUUGUCGUAAAUGCUCUGGUUUCUUUCCUUCUGGUGCUCCGAGGAGCUGAUGAGCCUUAAUUUGCUAUUGCCACAGCUAUUUUCUUUCUUUUCUUCCUUUCCUUAAGCUCUCAGGAGCAGGUGGGUAGAUGCAGUUCACCCUGGCCCGGACUCUAGGUUGCAGAUAGGAGUGCUGGGGCAGUGCAGAAGGCCUGUGUCUUUGCCCUUAGUGUUAGUUUGGUGUGUGCAUGCUGACUUGCUUUUGCUCCAACCGUUGUGUUCCCUGCUCCCCUCUGUCACCUGUGCUCUAGCCCCUGGGAAGAGACGUGUCUCCUGUCCCCCCCGCUGCCUGUGAGCCUUGCCUAACACCACAGUGGAAGAUUCUCACUGGAGCAGGCUUGGAAUAGAAGGAAGAGAGGAACCUUGUGGUGGACCUUGGCCAGCCAGACCUGAGCUAGAGCUCUCCUUGCCUUUGAGCCUCUUGCUGCAGAGGCCUACCCGAAUUUUGAAAAAGCAUGACACGUAGAACUGAGGCUGCACCUUUAAUUUUAUGAUUUUCUUUUAUCACAGUUCAAAGGGCAGGAAGCAGUGGUGCUGGCAGGGCGUGUGGUCAUAGGCCAACCUGCUGCUGGAGCUGCACCAGUAGAGGAUUAGGUCUUCCCUGUUGGCCAGUAACCAGGCAGAGCUAGGAGGAAAAAAAGCAGGAGGACUUUGUGAGUUCAGGCUUUCACGGGGCUCUGAUGCAUUUAGUGUCUUCAUUUGUCUGGUGGUAUGCUAACAGCAAGCAGGAAGCCAUUCAUGGGCUCUCUUUUCCAUGCUCAUCCUCAUUUGUUGUCAUUCUCAAAAAAAAAAAAAAAAAAAAAAAAAAGUGACUAAAUUGCCUGUGCAAAGUGGUGUGUGUUGUCCGUGUUCCUGCUCUUUGCAAUACCUGCUGGGAGGCUUCUUCAGCUGGCUCGUGCAGGGGGCAGGAGCAGGUUGAGCUGUUCUCAGUGACAGCGCCGGGUAACGCUCCAUCAGCUGCGACUUGCAGAUGCUCAGGAGGUAGCAAGCUGCUCCCCAAAUUUCCUGCCGAGCGGCUCUGUGCCUGCAAGCCUGCAUUCAGAGGCGGCACAGGGGGCUGCUUUUGGUGAAUACUGCCUGCACUCCUGCCCUGGUGGCACGUCCUCGUUCUGGGGCUCCCAAGCUUUGCUCCAGUGUUGGUUUUGGCAGCAUCAGCAACUCCUUGCUGCACCUCAUCCUGCAGAUGAGGAAGCAGGGACAAGCACCACAGUGGUUUGAGAAUCUUGUCAUCAUACAGUCCACGUCUUUCAGCACAGAAAGGGUAGCGAUGCUUUUAGGUGUUAUCAGAAGGUUUUGUGCCCAAGGGUGAGAGCCAGAGCUGGUCCAGGCAGGGCCUUGGCUGGAAGCUGAUGGAUUGAGGAGUGGUUGAUCUCCCAUCCUGUAGUCACCUUCCACUGCAUGGGCCUCAGUUUGAGCAGUAGAUGAGAUAAAAACUGAAAGCAAAUUGUUUGGAUGGAUCAGAGUUUGAAGGGCUGUAGCUGAGAACAAAAUUAGGCCCUGGCUGUCCAGUUCCCAAAGCGCUGAGCGCUGAGUUUCCAUCUGGUACCUCUGGCUGGGCAGUGUGUGUGCUCCUCUUUACUCUGGGGAGCAGUGGAAGACCAGGCGAGCAGGUGAGGAUCUGUCACGAAGGCAGAAAGGUCCACCUUCACUUCCUUCAAGACUGAAUUGCCUCCUUCACUCACUGCCAAACCUGUGCUCGAGCCUUUGGGCCUCAGCCACUCGUUGUGUGGGAACACAAGCAGUGAAGAAGGCCCUGGUGCUGUGCUUCCCCCAGCUCAGUCUGCUCUUUGGGAGCACUGAUGUGCCUGGGUGAGCUCUGCCUGCCUUGCAGAGCCAGCGGUGCAGCAGGACAGAGGGACUGUGAGCUCUGGCUGUGCUCAGCAGAGCCUCUGCAGCUCAGUGGGACAUGGGAACGCUUCUGGAUAGGAGCAUGUCAGUGAGGGAGCUCACAGCACUGCAAAGCACCACCGCUGCUCGUAGCAGCCAGCGCUUCCUCCUAGAGAUCCUCUGUAGCCUUUGCUUGCCUGUGCUGCACGUCCUCAGCCCUCGUCACUGCCCUCCUGCAGCAAGGAGCUGCCCGAUACUCCACAGGCUGUCUGUGGCCGAGGCAGCGUUACGCAGCGUGGCACGAAGAUGGCCUCUGUGUCUGUUGCGGGGAGUAUUUGGGAUCCUGGCUCCCUGUUUUUUUCCUUCGUGCCGAUUCCUCUCCUUCCUUUUUCCCCCCAGCUGUGUGCCCUGAGCCAGCUGUGAGCAUGGUAGCUGAGGGUCCUUGCUAGGAAAACGUGGGCCCUGCUUUAUCAUCUGCCAUUUGUUUGAAGCUCUUGAUAAAGCAGGAGAGGUGAUCUCAGACCAAAGGAGAGUCUGGAGCUGUCGGCCCUGCCUGAAGCCGAGGGCAAACAGAAGCUGGCUCCUGCUCGUCUCUGUGCUGAGCGUUGGCCGAAGCCAGCGGUGGUCUGUGUGCAAGGCUUCCCAGACCAGACCUCUAACGAGUGCUAAUUGAACCAUAUCCUGCCAAACCUCCCCGGGUCUGAUUGGCAGCCCGAUGCCGAUUUGUUUCUUAUUGGCUUUCACUGGAGAACUCACUGAAUACUUUUUGAGUGAGUUUGACCUUGAGCUCGUUGCCUUGACCUGCUUUUCACUUCCUACAGAUGGAGAUGCUUGUUCUCCUGGGCAUGUCAUGGAUGUUUUCCAGGGUGACACAGAGCCUUCUGAAAGGCGGGUUUGGGUGCUGCUUGCAUUAUUCCUGACCCUAGUGCUUUGUUCCCUGGCCCACGAGGGCUGCUGUCCUGCUCCCCAGUAACACGCUGCC
This is a messenger RNA of Centrocercus urophasianus (Greater sage-grouse), 6977 nucleotides long. RefSeq names its product WD repeat domain 59 (gene WDR59). Bases 29 to 2044 code for a protein of 671 amino acids. Gene Ontology annotation, molecular function: protein binding. NCBI's taxonomy places the organism in Eukaryota, Metazoa, Chordata, Aves, Galliformes, Phasianidae. The record is from RefSeq and is a predicted model, not a curated record. The transcript is spliced from 19 exons.